Culex quinquefasciatus (southern house mosquito) is the source of this 2035-nucleotide messenger RNA. RefSeq lists its product as uncharacterized. The transcript has 3 exons. Bases 307 to 1266 code for a protein of 319 amino acids. The record is from RefSeq and is a predicted model, not a curated record. Lineage: Eukaryota; Metazoa; Arthropoda; Insecta; Diptera; Culicidae.
UAAAAGGUUUCACCGAUACUGUCAACCCGCUCAUAACCGUGUGCACCGGGUAUUCGAACGGACGGAACGGAACUCGCAAGAAUCCGGAAUUCUAAGGCAGGCUGCCAAGUCCGGACUGGUUAGAGUGUGUGCGUGUGCGUGUGCGUGUUUAAAGUUCGUGAACUCAGUGAUGAAGUGAAAGUGCGUGCGUGCGUGCGUAGAAGAUCAAGCGUGGCUUAAACUCAAGGAUAGAACUGCUGGACAAGCCGUUUGGCAACGGGUACAAAGUUACAAAGAAGCGUUUUAAGCAAACACGCCACAGCCAACAUGUCCUACAUCGGAAACGCAUCGGACGUUGAGCAGGAGAAGAAUCUGACCGAGUACAGGCGGCAGCGGAGUUCCAGCAAUUUGCUACCGGCCGGAUCCAAGGCCGUUAGUAGCUCGAAGCUGUCGGACGUGCUGUGGAAUGACAAACGUGCCAACCAGGGUAACCAGACGGACGACGAUGACAGCGAGGUCUCGGACAGUGAGAACUUCCUGGCCAAGGGGGCCUUCCUCCUUACACCAUCGCACGAGCUUUCGAUGGAUAGAGCUGCGCUGAUUUGCGAAAAAAUGAAUUUCAAAGGUUGUUUUAGCCUUACAAAGACGGCCACUGGAAUAUUAUUUAAAUUUUCUAACCCAGAAGAUUAUCAGGCUGUGUUCAAAAAGGGAUUUCACAAAGUGACGGGGGCACGUUUCUACAAGAAGGUGGCCAUCCCAUGCAGGCCCCAGAAAACUUUUAUGCUGUACGUAUUCGACGUUCCGGAUGAUGUUCCCGUGGAAGACAUACGCCACUCGCUGUAUCGCUUCAACUCGGUCGUCGAGGUCGUUCGGCUGGUAGUGCACUACCAGAAGCAAUCGAAUGCCCAGAACGAUCAGGAACAGAUGCAAGCAGUCCCAGCCACACCGAAGCCUCCGAUGCCGAAGCUAUCCACGGCCAAACCGAUCGACGAGCAGGACGUGGCCCUGCAGCGGGAAUCGCCCCCGCCGCCGAUCCGCAUCACGCUGGCCUCCAUCGACGAGUACCACCAUCUGCUGCAGAACGGGCUCGACUUUUACGGCGCGACCUUCUUCCCGACGGAACCGACUCUGCCGGCCCAGGCCUCCAAGAUAGCCACUAAGAAAGGAAGUCGCAUGAUAGACGGCUCGAUCCCAGGGCGUGUUCGCGAACUGCUUCCGGUGUUUGACGCGGCCGGUUUCAGCAAGAUUCCGCCGCCGGCUUCCAAGACGAUCAAACCGCGCCCCUAAAAAAUCAUACCAUAAAUCGCUCUCUGCUCGCGUUCCCAAAACUCCCCUCUCAACAUACCUACAUCAUCAUUUUACUUCAAUUUACGAACGCUGUUGUACUAGCUAGGAACUAGACUAAACGUUAAUGUCUUUUUUUUUCUUUUAUUAUAAUUUGUUUGUGUUUCUUUAGAAGCAGCGAUUUUUUCAUUGUUACUACACAAGCAAGCAAGUUACGCUCGAUUAGCCUGACGAACGCGACGAUCACGCGAAAUGAACGCGUGGUGACGACCAAGAAUCAUUAUUCGACACACCACUUAUAUUGCAUUUACAUUUAGGGUUUGGCUUUCUUACAAUGGGAUAUCCAGUUGAGACAACAUAAUGUCCGCAUAUUUAAUUAAACUUUAUUUCUCUCUCUAUUUAACUUAUAGAAAGUAACUAAGAUGUACUACGUUAAGCAAUCAACAGUUCCUCUUCUUUAAUGUGUGAAAGAUUUUACUGAUAUCUGAUAUAUUUAAUUGCUUUUUGAUAUAAACAUUUUUAUUACAACCAGGAAGACAGUCCUAAAGUUAGAAUGACCUGAGCAUGAAUGAAAGUCACACAAACAAGUUACAACAUAUAUACAAGUUAAGAUGUGUUUAUGAGUUCGACUAGGUAGUAGUAGCAAACAAUGACUAUUCUGAUAAAGAUCUUUAAAAACAACAUAACAUGCUGAUGCUGACGGCGAUUCCAAUUCUUGAUGAUGAUCAUAUAAUUAUUCUGUAUUAAAAGCUUUCAAAUGACAUCUAGAAAG